Molecule: messenger RNA, 6386 nt
Organism: Athene cunicularia (burrowing owl)
Lineage: Eukaryota; Metazoa; Chordata; Aves; Strigiformes; Strigidae
Gene: CASD1
Product: CAS1 domain containing 1
Exons: 17
Coding region: 76-2265 (729 amino acids)
Cellular component (GO): Golgi membrane
Molecular function (GO): N-acetylneuraminate 9-O-acetyltransferase activity
Source: RefSeq, a predicted model, not a curated record
GGUGGCGAUACAUGUGAGUAUCUUCUGUCCAGUGGAAGAUUUCUUGGAGAAAAAGUAUGGCAACCGCACAGCUGUAUGAUGCAUAAAUAUAAAAAUAGUGAAGCAAAAAAUUGCCUCAUAGACAAACAUAUUGUGUUUAUAGGAGAUUCUAGAAUUCGACAGCUGUUCUAUUCAUUUAUAAAACUCAUAAAUCCUCAAGUCAAAGAAGAAGGAAAUAAGCAUGGAAAUAUCCUGUUUGAAGAUAAAUCUGCUUCAAUUAAAGUGGAUUUCCUGUGGUAUCCAGAAGUUAAUGGCUCUAUGAGGCAACGUAUCAAAUCUUGGACUGAGGGUUCUAUGGCAAAACCUCAUAUAAUUGUAGCAGGAGCUGCCACGUGGUCUAUCAAGAUUCACAAUGGCAGCAACGAAGCCCUCACACAAUAUAAAAUCAAUAUCACUUCAAUUGCACCUCUUUUGGAAAAAUUAGCAAAAAGUAGUGAUGUUUACUGGGUUUUACAAGAUCCGGUUUAUGAAGAUAUGUUGAGUGAAAGUCGGAAAAUGAUCACUAAUGAGAAAAUAGAUGCUUAUAAUGAAGCAGCUGUUCGUAUUCUAAACAGCAGCUCUCGAAAUUCCAAAGCUAAAGUUAAAGUGUUCAGUGUAUCAAAAUUGAUAGCACAAGAAACUAUCAUGAAGUCGGCAGAUGGCCUGCAUCUCCCCGAGUCAAGCAGAGAUACAAAUGCGAUGAUUCUUAUGAACGUCUACUGCAAUAAGAUAAUGAAGCCCAUUGAUGGCUCCUGCUGCCAGCCUCAGCCUCCUCUCACUCUGAUACAGAAGUUAGCUUUCUGUUUCUUUACUUUGUCCAUUAUUGGAUAUUUAAUUAUCAAUUUAAUUAAUCGGAAUAAUUAUCGGAAGAACAAAUCAUGCACUGAUUUGGAAAGUGGAGAGGAGAAGAAACCUGCCAUCAGCACUCCUAAUGUUUCUACUUUAGAGAUGCUCUUACACUCCUUCUGCAAACUUGGUCUAAUCAUGACCUAUUUUUAUCUGUGUGACAGAGCAAAUCUUUUCAUGAAGGAAAAUAAAUUUUAUACACACUCAUCUUUCUUCAUACCAAUCGUCUAUAUCUUGGUUUUGGGGGUAUUUUAUACCGAAAAUACCAAAGAGACUAAAGUGUUAAAUAGAGAACAGACUGAUGAAUGGAAGGGCUGGAUGCAACUUGUUAUUUUGAUUUACCAUAUCUCUGGAGCAAGCACUUUUUUGCCUGUGUACAUGCACAUUCGAGUUCUGGUUGCUGCAUAUCUGUUCCAAACAGGUUAUGGGCACUUCUCAUAUUUUUGGUUAAAAGGGGACUUUGGUGUAUACAGAGUGUGUCAGGUUUUAUUUCGUCUCAAUUUCUUGGUUGUGGUACUGUGCGUAGUGAUGGACCGACCUUACCAGUUCUACUACUUUGUGCCAUUAGUCACUGUCUGGUUUAUGAUCAUUUAUGCCACAUUAGCUGUAUGGCCUCAGAUUGUCCAGAAGAAAGCAAAUGGGAAUUGCUUAUGGCACUUUGGUUUACUGCUGAAACUGAUUUGCUUACUGACAUUUAUAUAUUUUCUGUCAUAUUCUCAGGGCGCAUUUGAGAAGAUAUUUUCUUUUUGGCCACUGUCCAAGUGUUUUGAACUGAAUGGGAAUGUCUAUGAAUGGUGGUUUAGGUGGAAGUUGGAUCGCUAUGUGGUUUUUCAUGGGAUGCUGUUUGCUUUUAUUUAUCUGGCAUUGCAGAAACGUCAGAUAAUAUCAGAAGGAAAGGGAGAUCCUCUUUUCUCCAGCAGAGUUUCAAAUGUUUUAUUAUUUAUUUCAAUUACAUCCUUUUUGACCUACUCUAUUUGGGCUAGUAGCUGUAAAAACAAGACAGAGUGCAAUGAACUACAUCCUUCUGUUUCUGUGGUGCAGAUUUUAGCUUUCAUCCUCAUCAGGAACAUUCCUGGGUAUGUCCGAUCUGUGUAUAGCUCCUUCUUUGCCUGGUUUGGCAAAAUUUCUCUAGAGCUUUUCAUUUGCCAAUACCAUAUUUGGCUGGCAGCAGACACAAAGGGCAUCUUAGUGCUCAUUCCUGGAUAUCCAAUGUUUAAUGUUCUUGUCAGCACUUUUAUAUUUGUGUGUGUGGCACAUGAAAUUUCUCAGAUCACUAAUGAUCUAGCACAGAUUGUGGUUCCUAAAGAUAACUCAGCUCUGCUCAAAAGGUUGCUAUGCAUAGCUGGAUUUUUUUCUGGACUACUCCUCUUCUCAGCAAUGCAAGAUCAGUCAAGGCAUUAAUUUGAAAGAUUCUUGGAAACUUUCUUCAGGUUUACUUUGUAUCUGCCUGAACAAAAAUUCUCAACUGGAUGUACAAGAUGACAUUUAAAUUAAGUGUGUGGAAAAUGUAUAUAGUGCAAAUGUACAUAUUUUGUGUGGAAAUAGCCUUCUCAAAUAAUCUGAGAAACAAGUAUGCACUGUACAGAAUUGCAUGUGAAAAUGAGUCUUUUCUACUGGAUAUAUGUUUCUGUUUACAUAUCUGUUGAAACAUGACACAAAGUGAAGUUAAGUGGUUUAGCAGUAUCAUGUGCUUAUCACGGAAUUAACUUUACCUUGGGUCAGCCAAAUGAAGAGUGGAUGUUACUGGAGUACCGCCUGUACACAACACGUGCUGUAACCAUUCUCAUCAAGGAGCAAAAAAGAGCAAACUUGUGAUCCUCUGUUAAUGGUCACCUUUAGCUGAUGUGAAACAUGAAGUUACUGGUAAACCAGGGCAUUUUUCUGAUCAAAAUGGUAAUUUUUUGUUUAGAAAUAAGUAUUUUGGGUGGAGAUAGUAAUAUGUUGUAUGAAACCCUUUAUACGUGGAAAUAAAAAGUCAUCACUAAUUCAGUGAUUUAAGAUUAUAUACGUUUACAUAAUAUUUUAGGGUUUUUUUUUAAAAAAUUUAAGAUGUUCUCAGAAAAUAUGGUGAAUUCUGAGGUGUAAUUUUUAAUGUAAAGAAAAUUUACUUUUUUUCCUCAAAAAAAUUGUCUUUUCAUAAAUUUUCCACUCAUUCAUUUAACUAUGUGCAGUUUUCUGUAGAGUCCCAGUGAACAAACUGAUCAAUAAUUUUCAGAGACUGAGUUCAAGAUGAAGAAUUUUUGGAAGACCUCCAGCUUUGUUCAGUCAGAUAAAAUUCCAUCAUGUCUACUCCAUCAGAUCUUAAGGAAAUGGGAGGGGAUCAGUGAUCUUCAAACCCCUCUCUGAGUUUCUAGGUGACCUUGAACUAGGUCUCAUUAGGGAACUGGUGCCAUAUUCUAUUCUGUAAUCAUAUUUUCAUUAAAAAAGAUGCAAGUCAAGGAUGCAAGUCAGCCUGUCCAUAUCACAAGGAGGAGGGAUUGAAUGGUUUUCUUGUUGCAUACAGACAGACCAGUCUCAGAAUUACAAAUUAAAUGAGAUUGGAAUUGUUUGGAGCAACCUUUUUUCCCAUCCUUUUUAGUAGUGCCCAUCUUUAUUAACUCUUUCCUUUAGCAUAAAAAGUAAAAUUGAAAGAUGUAACCCUACAAUUACAAGCUGUAAUUCACGUUCCAUUUACUCAGUGCAGUUUGGUCAUUUCUUUGCUAUUUGUGGUUUUGGUUCAAGUGAUGUUUGACCUCUAGCUGCUUUUUCAUUUUAUACUUCUACUGAUUAUUUGUUAGCAGUCAAAAACACGAGCACAAUAUUGUUUUCCAAGCAUAUGUGCAAUUAUAUAUGAUUAUAAACAAUAUGAAUCCUAAUUUGUACUGUAUGUACUGUCACAUAAAUGUUUUAUCUUAUCCCAGUCAAAAAACUGAAUUCGAACUUGCAGCUACUAAUGAGUGCAAAAAACAUUUCUGAAAAGAAUGGCUUCAGUUAAUUUUUUUUUUUUGUGGAGAACAACUUCUUUUAAAGAAUCACCAGUCAUUCAUCAUAAAAAAGAAAAAAUAAAUCAUUCCCUUCCCCCAAAUUCAGCAGUUUUACUAAGUCUGCCAGCUCUUUCAAAGCUAUUGGAAGGACCCUCAGCUAUUUGUUCUUUGUGUGCAUUACUUCCAGUGUUUGAACCUCCUUGGUCAGAGUGCUUGAAUGGCUGAAAGGAACGGUAUGGGUGAAUGCUGUAGUGGGGGAUAGGAUGCAUACCCUUCAUCUAUGCCAGUAUUACAAGCAAUGGGGAACUUGUGAGUUUGAGGAAUAAUUUUUGUUUUGUUCUUCACAACUUAAAUGUUGUAGAUAUAAUUUUAUUUAUGUUGUACAGACUUGGUUAAAAGAUUUAUUUUUAAUGUUUGAAAUAAUGCACUUGUUUAUUAUUACUGUAUGUGGGAUAAAUAUAUUUUCUUUUCAGGUUAUGUAAAAAUACGAAGUAAUUUAAACAUUAAAUAAAUGUGCUGUGGAUGCUUAUUUUUGUAAUGGGAGCAGCAUCAAUUAAGUAAAAACUUUUUAUUGCUUGACUCUAGCUGGGCUACAGUUCACUGUUAUGCCUACCUUAAAUGACAGAUUCAUAUUGCAGUUUCUCAGAGCGAUAUUCUGGAUACUAUUACUUCAAAUGAGGGGUAGAUACCCACUUGUAUUGCGAAUUAAAUGCAGUGCAGGAAGAAAGAUUCUUCUGCAGUACAUUUACUGAUGGAAUUACAGCUGCAGUAGCCAAAACCACCCCUGGAACUCAGGCAACUUCUGCAGAACUGUGCAGCAGAGGCAUCAAAUACUUCCCCUUCCCCACCCCCAGGGUUACAAGCUAAAAACUGCAGCAGGAGCUCUGCAUGAAAGCCUGGCAACAUCAAGCCUUAAGAUUUAUUUGGUUUAGGAAUUGAGCAUUUAUUUUACCUACUUAAGUCCCAUACUAAAUAGAAGGGGCUGCUUAAGCACAGGAUUCAGAGGGGUAGUUCCUGUCCUCAAAGCUCCUUGUAUCAUCGGGGAGAUAAUACUUAGUUCAGGUCCCACAUUAAGUGGUGCAAAUACUCUCCAUCCCUUCCCUCUACCACACCUAUUUAGAUAUCUCCCCCAGUGCAACAGAAACCCUGCACAAUUGGCUCCCUUUCAGUUCUAGAUACCAUCCAGUGUCACCCUCUGUAACAUUGUCACACAAAGUUGUUCAGGCAUCAUUAUGUAAAAUAACCAGGCAGCAACAUCACUACUUAAUGUUUUCCUGUUUAUUAGAUUUUACAUUUCAUAUAUUUACAAAGACAUCUGUAGUGUUUUCUAUUUAAUUUGGUUGCAACUGUCACUUAAUACAAUAUCAGUUCAUACUGUCAUCGUACAUCAUUAAAAGGCUGUGAAUUCACUGUUUUAACUAUCGGCACUUUUAACUUACUGAUUCUUUAGCCACUGUCAUUAGCCAGCUGUAUAAAUCUAUACUUCAAUAGUAGUUAUUUUAAUAAGUAAAAAUAAAUCAUUUGUUGGUAAACUUACCUCAAAUGAAUGAAGCUUUCAAUCAUAAAACAGUUCAGGUGUGCUCAAUACUGAAGUCACCUACAUCAUUAGAUUCUUUUCAGAAUAGGUGGAGCACCCACUGGUACAAACUGAUUCUUUAUGCAUGUACGGAACAGUUCAGGAAAUUUCCUUAAAUAUGUUUGCACUGUUACGCAUUAAUACAAAUAAGCUCAACUGGUAUUUGAUUGUCACGUCAUCCUCAAGUUACCAGAAACUGUUAGGAUCCAGAACCAAUACUAUUUACAAAUUUUAGUCUUACGUUGCAUUAAAAAUCAUUGUUUAAAAUCUAUUCCAUUCAUUUCUGUUUCAAAGCACUUGACAGCCUGUAUGUUUGAAAAUAGCAGUAGAAACUAAUAGAAACUGGUAGAAAGCAAAUGCUGAUUGUACUCAAAUUUUUCACAGCUUGGAUAAGAGAGGUAAAUGUUUAAAUUACUUUAAAUCCCAGUGCAGUUUUCUAACUCACUUUUCACGGAUAACCAUCCAAGCUGCUGGAAAAAAGGAGGGGUCUCUUGAGAGGCUGAUUGACUGGUGAAAGCUCUUCCUUGGCACCUUUCAGAUGAGGUAGCCGUGAUUCACGCCACUUUUAAAGAAGUAGGAAUGGCUCUUUAUUCCAACUGUUAUAAGAAACUGACUUAGUUUUCCAAUUUAUAGGACUACCUUGAGCUACUUCUCGUAGUGUAAACACCACCAGCACUAUUCCUAUGGCUAGAUGCACUUGUUAGCAUAUUCUAUGGGUUGUGUUUAGGACAGCAUUGUCCUUGCAAACUCAGGAUGUUUAGGCUUGACAAUAUACAAGUAUGUACAUUGUACUGAGCACUGAUUAUACACUUUGCUUCAAUAGUUACCAUACUUAGAGCACAAAAUGUGCCUAAAUAACAGCCUAGGACUUGUUUUACUUGUUUAAAAGUAUCUGCCAAAGUGUUGCAUUCCAGUCCAAACCUAUACACACAUUAUUAUGUUCAUUUUAAAGCAAAUGAAAAAAGGGGUUUGAGUUUUAAAGA